Messenger RNA from Phaeodactylum tricornutum CCAP 1055/1, 1029 nucleotides. RefSeq lists its product with no specific name. NCBI's taxonomy places the organism in Eukaryota, Bacillariophyta, Bacillariophyceae, Surirellales, Neidiaceae. The transcript is spliced from 2 exons. The record is from RefSeq and is a predicted model, not a curated record. The coding region runs from base 1 to 1029 and encodes 342 amino acids.
AUGACGCCCUCUCUGUAUCUACCAGCUCUUCUGUUUUUUUAUUCUAUUAAAGCAGAGGCGUGGACAAGAGCGGCUCGGAUAAGUCGAUACAACGCUCGGCCUAUUUCGACGGGUGCUCUGCAAGCGGCAAGAAGCAAUGGUUUUCCCAAAAAGCGCGGCCCACAACAAUCCAAGGCAUCUCCUAAAUCCGACGAUAAACCGAUUUAUUCCAUGCCUGCUCUUUACGAUUUAGCGUUUGGAUACAGAUCUUACGAAGACGAAGUCACAUUUUUGUUACAAACACAUGAACGCUGCACAGGUCAGACACCAGCAAACAUUCUGGAAAUGGCCGCUGGCCCUGCUCGGCACGCGCUAACGGCCCUUCAACUACACGAUGCGGUACAGUCUGCGACAUGCGUCGACCUUUCACCGGAAAUGGCAGCUUAUGCAAAAGCAAUCGCAGACGAGGAGCUACCUGAAAAUAGAAAGAAUAUGUUCACGUAUAUCGUGGACGAUAUGCGCUACUUCCAGCUCGAAGAUGCUUCGCAAACUUUUGAUACAGCGUGGAUAUUACUUGGCUCUCUUCAGCACUUGACUAAGAAUGAAGAUGUUAUUGCUUGUUUGACUCUUGUCAAUAGACAUCUGGAGACUGGUGGGACAUUAAUUGUUGAAUUGCCACAUCCACGAGAAACAUUUUCUAUGGUGGAAUGUACUCGAAAUGGUUGGGAGGUACCCCUCGAAGAUGAGAACGGCGAAGAAUCCGGCGAGCUUAGAAUCGUUUGGGGAGACGAAGACGAUGAGUUCAAUUCCAUUACUCAAGUACGGAACUUUACCGUUGCGAUGGAAUUGACUGGUGUCGCUGAGACGGACAAACUUCAGAACGUCCGCGAAGUGGUUCCUCUGCGUCUCUUUACUGCUCAAGAGAUUGAUGCUCUAGCACGAUGUGCUGGCUUCGAGAUGGUUGAAAUGUACGGCUCUUUGGACGAGGAAGUCAAAGUAGAUGACGAAGACCUUGCCUUUCGAUUGGUGUCGGUUCUGCGAAAACUGUAA